AUGAAGUCCUCUUGGUUAUUUAUAAUAUACGUGCUAUGGCUGAACGGUCAUCAGUGUGCACCGACAAGGCAGGAGGAAAUGCACCUCCGUGAAAAUCUGAAACUAUUAUCUGAGGUUGGAGAGAAGUAUGUAGAUGAAGAGGUAAAGAAAGCUUUGAUUGGUAUUAAGCAGAUGAAAAUUAUGAUGGAAAGAAAUGAAGAUAAGCACGUACAUCUGAUGAAAACCUUGAAGAAGAGCAGUGAAGAAAAACAGCAAGCCAUGCGACUUAUGGAUGAAGUAAAGGAAAGAUUAGAAGAAGAAGAAAGACAAUGUCAAGUAUCAUUGAAAAAUUUAUGGGAUGAAUGCGAAUCUUGUUUAGAAAGUACCUGCAUGAGAUACUACACUACUUGCAAAGAUGGUUUGACAACAUUUAGAAGAAAGGUUGAAGAUUUUUUGAGUAAAAUACCUCCACUCAUUUUUACUUUUCAUGAGGAUCAAGGAAAAGACAUCCAGUUUAAUGAAAAGCCUGAGAAAGAGGAUACCCAGCUAGUAAAAAUGGAAGAUUUAUUUAGCCAACUAUUAUCGGACAUGGGCUCAAUAUUUGACAGAAGUUUCAUUUUUUUCAAGCAGAUGCAAAAAGAAUUUGAUCAGUCUUUUCAGACGUAUUUCAUGUCUGAUGUGGACUUGAAUGAAACCCUCAGCAUGCCAGCUUUACCUGAGGACAUCAUCAGAAAUGAUGGCCCACAAAAAGCUUGGGGUAUACCUGGCUUCUUGCAGGUAGUUUUUGAUUUCAGUAAGACAGUGUUUGAAGGUGUCAGUGAGGUGAUUACCGAAGUAUUUGAGGAUUACAGAGAUAAAAGAAGAGAUGUGCAAGAACAAGCCAAAGAUCCGGACAGAAGUGGUAUGUUCUCAAAAAUUGUGUCAGGGCGACAGAGACAUCUAUGCAGGGAGCUUCGAGAGAACUCUUCUGGAUGUCCACAGUUUCAUGAGAGAUGUCACAAAUGCCAAGACAAUCUUUUGCAUGAUUGCCCAAACGUUCCUGAACUGCAUAUAAAGUUUGAUGAAGCUUUUAAGCUGGUUAAUCUCUCAGGAGAGCAGUAUGAGCAGAUUCUCCAGGUGGUUCAGCGUCACACAGAAGACACUUCCUACUUGUUGAACAAAAUGAAAGAAAGAUUUGGGUGGGUGUCUGAGUUAUCCAACACGACAAUUGGACCAGAAAACAUUUUCAAUAUAGUUAAGGUGGUACCUGGGGAUCCGUCUGGUAAAAAUGAAACUGUGGUAGAUGUGAAUAUUCUGACUUCACCUACUUUCACCAUUAAAGUUCCUCCCAACAUAGACCCAAAGAGUGCUGAAUUCAUUGAAUAUAUAGCUGGGAAAGCAUUGCAACUAUAUAAGCAGAAUUUUUAA
Colius striatus (speckled mousebird) is the source of this 1386-nucleotide messenger RNA. RefSeq names its product clusterin like 1 (gene CLUL1). The transcript has 7 exons. The coding region runs from base 1 to 1386 and encodes 461 amino acids. The record is from RefSeq and is a predicted model, not a curated record. NCBI's taxonomy places the organism in Eukaryota, Metazoa, Chordata, Aves, Coliiformes, Coliidae.